This is a messenger RNA of Tinamus guttatus (white-throated tinamou), 282 nucleotides long. NCBI's taxonomy places the organism in Eukaryota, Metazoa, Chordata, Aves, Tinamiformes, Tinamidae. The record is from RefSeq and is a predicted model, not a curated record.
AUGGCGGCCUCCUCCGCGCGCUGCAUGUACGGCUUCGGGGACGACCAGAACCCCUACACCGAGUCCGUGGAUAUCCUCGAGGAUCUCGUGAUCGAGUUCAUCACGGAGAUGACGCACAAGGCCAUGUCCAUCGGGCGGCAGGGCCGUGUGCAGGUCGAGGACAUCGUCUUCCUCAUCCGCAAGGAUCCCCGCAAGUUUGCCAGAGUUAAGGACCUGCUGACUAUGAACGAAGAACUGAAACGAGCCAGGAAGGCCUUUGAUGAAGCAAACUACGGGUCUUGA